Messenger RNA from Haliaeetus leucocephalus (bald eagle), 368 nucleotides. RefSeq names its product transmembrane protein 167A (gene TMEM167A). The record is from RefSeq and is a predicted model, not a curated record. NCBI's taxonomy places the organism in Eukaryota, Metazoa, Chordata, Aves, Accipitriformes, Accipitridae. Gene Ontology annotation, biological process: protein secretion; intracellular transport. The coding region runs from base 1 to 228 and encodes 75 amino acids. The transcript is spliced from 4 exons.
AUGGAGGAAAAGUCUGCCAUCUUCAAUUUUCAGAGUCUACUGACUGUAAUCUUGCUACUCAUAUGUACGUGUGCCUAUAUCAGAUCCUUGGCUCCCAGCUUACUGGACAAAAAUAAAACCGGACUAUUGGGAAUAUUCUGGAAAUGCGCCAGGAUUGGUGAACGGAAGAGCCCCUACGUGGCUGUGUGCUGUGUCGUGAUGGCCUUCAGCAUUCUGUUUGUACAGUAGCAGCUGGAGCGUGUCCCCUACGCCCCACUACCAAACAGCAGAGCAUGGAAGACCUUCUGGCAGGAAAAGAUGGGAAGGUGUCAUCAAGUCUCAUCUCGCACAUUGGAUAGCCUGUCUCUUAGUGCACAUCCCCACUCCCA